GACCCCAUGCAUGCUCGCACUUUGUCGCGGCGCGUUGCUUUUGUAAACUAAGCACGUGUUUUUAUUUCAAACUCCUCUUAAAAGUUAUUUUUCGUGAAAAUGGGCAAAGUAAAACAAGAACCGGUAGAACAAGAGGACAUGGACACCAGUGUGAAGACGGAACCUCAAAGUUACGACGAUAAGGUGGACCACUGUAGCGUCAUUGCAAAGCCUAUGGCGCCGAAGAAAUUGAGCAAGAAAAUAUACAAGCUCAUCAAGAAAUCCAGUGGACAUAAAAAUUACAUUAGGAACGGACUUAAAAUUGUGCAAAAGCAACUACGUCUUGGUGAAAAAGGUAUGGUCUUCUUUGCCGGCGACAUAUCUCCAAUCGAGAUCAUGUGCCACCUCCCCGCCGUCUGCGAAGAGAAGGACGUCCCGUACUGCUACACCCCGAGCCGCAAGGACAUCGGAGCUGCCAUGGGCACCAUGCGUGGCUGCAUCAUGGUACUCGUGAAGGAGCAUGAGGAAUACAAGGACUUGUACGAUGAAGUGAAGAGUGAGAUAAAACUGCUUGGACAUCCAUUAUAAAUAGUGCUAGUUUAGGUUAGGUUAAGGAAAUAUAUGUUUUAAUGACA
Leguminivora glycinivorella is the source of this 614-nucleotide messenger RNA. It is a transcript of the gene NHP2, whose product is annotated as H/ACA ribonucleoprotein complex subunit 2-like protein. Gene Ontology annotation, molecular function: box H/ACA snoRNA binding. The record is from RefSeq and is a predicted model, not a curated record. Lineage: Eukaryota; Metazoa; Arthropoda; Insecta; Lepidoptera; Tortricidae. Gene Ontology annotation, biological process: snRNA pseudouridine synthesis; rRNA pseudouridine synthesis. The transcript has 2 exons. Gene Ontology annotation, cellular component: box H/ACA snoRNP complex. Bases 100 to 567 code for a protein of 155 amino acids.